AUGUUAUAUUAUUUUUUUAGAUAUAAAAAAUUAUGCCUGCACAAAUAACAAGGCUUUUUCAAAGGCAUUGUACUUUGUUUCUGCGCCACGUGGCCAGUAGUAAAGGUACAAUGUCCUAUUCAACAACCAUGGAGAAAAACCUUGAUGAUGAAUUAAAAUUAGAAUAUUUGGAAGGAGAUCGGCAAGGUAUUGUUGUCAUGUCAAUAAAUCGACCUGAAGCAAAAAAUUCACUGAGUAUUAAUUUAAUGAGGCUUUUUGAAAACGCAAUGGAUGUUAUAUCUAGUGACAGUUCUUUAAGGGCAGUUAUUCUCCGAAGUAUUGUACCUGGUGUAUUUUGUGCCGGUGCGGACUUAAAAGAACGGAGAAAAAUGACAGAAGCAGAUGUUCCAAUGUUUGUUUCCAAAGCACGUAUGCUGUUUCAUAGGCUUAGUGAAGUUCCUGUUCCUACUAUUGCAGCUAUCGAAGGAGCUGCUUUAGGUGGAGGGUUGGAGAUGACACUAGCUUGUGAUUUUAGAAUAGCUUCGACCUCUUCAAAACUUGGUUUGCCAGAAACAAAGUUGGCUAUAAUUCCUGGCGCAGGUGGUACAGUUCGCCUUCCAAGAAUCGUGGGUCCAUCUAAAGCCAAGGAGCUGAUAUACACUGGCAGAAUCUUAAGAAGUAUUGAUGCUGAAGCAUUAGGGUUGGUGGAUUAUUCAGUGGAACAGAAUGAAAACGGAGAUGCUGCAUAUAGGAGAAGUUUGCAAUUAGCAGAAGAAAUCUUACCUCAAGGUCCGAUUGCGCUUAAGAUGGCUAAAAAAUGUAUAAACAAAGGAAUUGAGACCGACAUUUAUUCAGCCUUGUCAGUUGAAGAAUUAUGCUAUGCACAGGUUAUUCCAACGAAUGAUAGAAGGGAAGGUUUACAAGCAUUCAAAGAAAAGAGAAAGCCAAUAUACAAAGGAGAGUGAAUAUAUGAAAACCAACAGUUAGCAAAAGAUGUAAUUUAUAUUCACCUAGAAUGUGUUUUUUUAGGGUGUCAAUUAAUGUAUUUUCUAUUUUUGCACACAUUCAUUUAUAAAUUGUAAUAAAUGUUUUCUAAGAAAAUCUACCAGUUGUUCUGAA
Hydractinia symbiolongicarpus is the source of this 1098-nucleotide messenger RNA. Its product is annotated as methylglutaconyl-CoA hydratase, mitochondrial-like. Gene Ontology annotation, cellular component: mitochondrion. Lineage: Eukaryota; Metazoa; Cnidaria; Hydrozoa; Anthoathecata; Hydractiniidae. The record is from RefSeq and is a predicted model, not a curated record. The transcript has 7 exons. Bases 33 to 944 code for a protein of 303 amino acids. Gene Ontology annotation, biological process: fatty acid beta-oxidation. Gene Ontology annotation, molecular function: enoyl-CoA hydratase activity.